CCCACCCCGGCCGACGUUAGGGAGAAGACACAAGGGCACGGAGCCGCGAAGGUUUGGGCUGACGACAUGGAUGCAGGUGCCGAGCCUUGCAGCGACGUCACCAGCUUCCUCUAUUUGAAGUCCGCCUUCUUGGCCAUGGAACCCGCCCAUUUCUUGAUCUCCUUAGCCAGACAAGCUGGUGGAGGUUCUAUUACAACAAAGGUUCAGACUUUCAUUUUGGAAGAUUGUAUAAAGGAUAUUGUGGGCAAAGGCACAGAGUUGAACAACAAAUACAUCAAGAACAUUCUCCAAAAGCUCAUUGUUGCUGUUGAAUCAACUUCCGACAUCGUGGUCGAGGACUUGUAUGAAAAAUUUGCCUAUUAUCUGACAAUCCAAUUGGAUGAUCAAUUGCUAGAAGAGAACAAUAGGAUCUACAAGCAGAUUACUUUUCUUUUGUCUCUUGGCCAGAAAUGUUCAAGUGCAAUGGAUCUAAAAGUUCCACUGCAAUGUUCUCUUAACAUGCUUGAAGGAGACACAGGGUGUGCCCUUUGGCCCUCAAGUCUAUUCUUGUCUGAAUUUAUCCUUUCUUACCAAGAGGUGUUUUCAAAAAAGUUUUGCUUUGAGCAGAUCGGUUCUGGUGUUGGUUUAGUUGGGAUUGCUCUUCUCCAUGUUGGAGCUUCCAGGGUAGUUCUUACUGAUGGUGACAUAUCAACUUUAGCAAAUAUGAAGAGUAAUAUAGAACUGAACCAUCUAGAAUUGCCAUCAGAGAGGACAAGUGCAAAGCCUAUGGUUGAGUGCAAAUAUCUACCAUGGGAGUCUGCAUCUAAGAGGGAGCUACAAGAUUACGGACCGGAGAUAAUCUUGGGUGCAGAUGUAAUCUAUGACCCACAUUGCAUACCUCAUCUUGUUCGAGUUCUUUCGGCACUUUUGAGUCCCACCUCAUCUGAACCAAAAGGAAAUGGAGCAAAUUGCUGUGGACCAACUCAGGAUACUGAUGAUGCGGAUAAACUUCUACAGAACAAGGAAGAGGAAGCUCCUGUUGCAUAUAUCGCUACGGUCAUCCGGAAUCAGAAGACUUUUGAUUAUUUCCUCAGAGUAGCCGCGGAAAGUCCCCUCUCUGUUCUUGAUAUUACAGAGAUGAUGAAACCAAUGAGUCUGCUUCCUUACAUGCUAUCAUACGAUCGAUCAAGUGUUCAUCUUUUGAAGGUAUCAUUUCUGUGCAAUUGAGAUGCUGACCUUAUUGUUAAGACUCAGAUGUGAUAUCACUCUUUUUACACUGCUUCCUUCACUUAA
This is a messenger RNA of Musa acuminata subsp. malaccensis (wild Malaysian banana), 1272 nucleotides long. RefSeq lists its product as uncharacterized. The record is from RefSeq and is a predicted model, not a curated record. NCBI's taxonomy places the organism in Eukaryota, Viridiplantae, Streptophyta, Magnoliopsida, Zingiberales, Musaceae.